Trichoderma harzianum CBS 226.95 is the source of this 234-nucleotide messenger RNA. RefSeq lists its product as hypothetical. The transcript is spliced from 3 exons. The coding region runs from base 1 to 234 and encodes 77 amino acids. Gene Ontology annotation, biological process: proton transmembrane transport; vacuolar acidification. Gene Ontology annotation, molecular function: proton-transporting ATPase activity, rotational mechanism. Lineage: Eukaryota; Fungi; Ascomycota; Sordariomycetes; Hypocreales; Hypocreaceae. Gene Ontology annotation, cellular component: vacuolar proton-transporting V-type ATPase, V0 domain. The record is from RefSeq and is a predicted model, not a curated record.
AUGGCUCAAGGAUAUUCCAUUGUAAUCGGCCUCGUGGUCAUCGUUGCGUUGAGCGCGGCGGCCUGGUUUUUGUCACCCAAAGGCGAGAAUCAAGUUUUAUGGCGGUCAUCUCUGAUUCUGGCCAUCGUCAGCUGCUAUCUCAUGUGGCUAAUCACUUUCCUCGCUCAACUCCAUCCACUGAUUGCACCACGACGAAGCGACUUGCGAGAGGAAUUCCUGGGACAUAGUAACUAG